Drosophila virilis is the source of this 2103-nucleotide messenger RNA. It is a transcript of the gene CARPB, whose product is annotated as Carbonic anhydrase-related protein B. NCBI's taxonomy places the organism in Eukaryota, Metazoa, Arthropoda, Insecta, Diptera, Drosophilidae. Gene Ontology annotation, molecular function: zinc ion binding; carbonate dehydratase activity. The record is from RefSeq and is a predicted model, not a curated record.
CACAAGCGGUCGCCAUGACCCUGUGCGCAUUUGUUUUAUCGUGGCUAAAUUUACGUCGCGUGUGAAUUUAUACGUUAGUUUGUAAAGUGUUUUCAGCAGUUUCCACGGACUGCACUUUGUACAUUAAACAUUUUUUUUUUUCGUGAUUCAUAAUUAUAUGCCAAAAUAACAGAAUAUAAUCCAACAAUAACACUACGUGGAUGCCUAUUGAUUUACGAAUAAUGAUUAACGAGCGGCUAAAAGAAAGUGUAUCAUAUCUGUAAACAAAAUGUCAGCGAAUUCAAAAAAUCAAAUGUAAAGCUAAUUUACAGUAAUUUGUUCUAAUUCCUUUAAAAUAUACAAGACACACACUCACACACACAGAAUCACACAAGGACACGCACUCGAGCGCAUAACAGCAACAGGAAGCAUAUGCACAAUGCUUGCAACAUUGUUAGUGUAAGCAACUUAACCGAUUCUCUCAACAAGCAACAAAACACAAACGCGGACCGAGCACAAAAGCCAAGUGAGAAAUGUUUGACUAAUCGUUUCUCGUUUAAAUGCCAGCAUCAAAUCAUGGACAUUUCUGAACGCAAUAAUUUCUUCGCUUUGGAUGUAUAAGUAUCCACUCUGAAGUUUCAGACAAUAAGAAACGGCUCGUUGAAGUUAUAAGAUUCACCGCAUUCUUCUAGCUGAUGAAAUAUGGAAUUGCUGCAGUUGCUGUGUUACACAUGCCUUCUACUUCUUUCGAAGAUGCUAGUGUUGCAAGCCGUUAGCUGGGAGGAGUGGUGGACCUACGAUGGCAUAUCAGGUCCCGCUUUUUGGGGUCUCAUCAAUCCGGAAUGGUCACUCUGUAACAAGGGACGUCGUCAGUCUCCGGUGAAUCUAGAGCCGCAGCGAUUGUUAUUUGAUCCGAAUCUUCGUCAAGUGCAUAUUGACAAGCACAGGAUAAGUGGAAUUAUAAGCAAUACUGGUCACAGCGUAAUUUUUACAGCCGGUAACGAAACUGUGGCGAAUUACGAUGGCAUGCAGACACCAGUGAAUAUAUCUGGUGGUCCACUUUCUUAUCGUUAUCGUUUCCAUGAGAUACACGUACACUACGGACUUAACGAUCAAUUUGGCUCCGAGCACAGUGUUGACGGCUACACGUUUCCGGCAGAGAUACAAAUAUUCGGUUAUAACUCACAGUUAUAUGCAAAUUUCUCAGAUGCCCUGAAUCGUGCGCAAGGAAUCGUUGGAGUCUCCAUUUUAUUGCAGCUGGGCGAUCUGUCCAAUCCCGAACUACGAAUGCUGACCGACCAAUUAGAACGUAUUCGUUAUGGCGGCGAUGAGGUCUUUGUAAAGCGGCUGUCUAUACGUGGACUCCUGCCUGACACAGACCAUUACAUGACGUACGAUGGGUCAACAACGGCUCCGGCUUGUCACGAGACAGUCACUUGGGUGAUUCUCAAUAAACCAAUUUACAUAACAAAGCAACAGUUGCACGCACUGCGCCGCCUGAUGCAGGGCAGUCCUGACCAUCCAAAAGCGCCACUGGGAAAUAACUAUCGUCCUCCACAGCCGCUGCUGCAUCGGCCCAUCCGCACAAAUAUUGACUUCAAAACAACGAAAACAAAGGCCGCUUGUCCCACCAUGUACCGUGAGGUCUAUUAUAAGGCAACCAGUUGGAAACAAAACUAAAAGUCAAUGCCAUAACGUUCAGUUUAAAGCGUGAGACGUUAGUAACGUGUGGCUUGCAAAAGGAGCUUCCAAUAAAUAUACAUAUAUAAUAAAAAAGCGGAAGAGUCAAAGAGGAAAGGACAGGAAAAAAAGGGAGCGAGUAAAGCAAAAUAAAUUUAAAACUGGCAACGCAUAACCAAAUGGCAAUUAAAAAAUAUACAUAUACUACAUAUAUAGAUAUACAUAUGAAAAGACCCUAUAAAACAUAAUAAGAGUUAAUGGUGAUCAUUUUUAGAUCAACAUUAAAAACGCCUGUUGAAUGUUUUUUUUUUUUUGUAUAAUGCAUAAGGAUAUAAAGACAUAUAUAGACAUUAAUCAUAAACGUAAUAUACUGUAAAAUGAUAUAAGAUGCACAGUGAGAUUGUCGCAACAACAAUAAGAUCAAACAUAUAACUACAAAUUAAA